GGCUAAUAAUAAGAGCCUAUAUCCUGGCGGCGUUAUAAAUAAUAAUUAUAAUAAUAAUAGGAAGAAUUGAUAUAAAAUGAUAUCGGUCAACCAAUCGUGACAGUUUUGUCUGAUCCUCCAGCAGGUUAGGUUAGAUAACAUUCAGCACUGACUGGUUAUCCUACUAGCAAGCUGUCAUUGCUAUUUUAGCAUCUCCAAAGACAGCAUAACCUAUAGCGGACUGUUCGCUUCGGGAAAAUCCCAUCAUCAGCAGCAUCAGCAUCAUCUUGGACAAACAGACAAUACACGAAAAAAGAAGUGUAGGAUACGGAGGAUUUACGCGCUUUGUUUACGUUUCAUCCUCGGAAGAUCGCCGCGUUUACAUUGGUCUCUCGGAAUGCCUUCGUGACGUCAUAAGAGCCAGACGUUCAAUUCGGAGUUUUGAAACAAACACCUGUUAUCUCUCAAACAGACAUCUUGCGCGCGCGUUAACGUUCAACAGAGAAAAGGUUUCCAAAUCGCGCUCCACACGCCCACUGCGGGCACACUGAAGCCGUCUAAUCUCCGGCAGCCAAACUAAAGCCGUUUAGGGAUCCAUUUAGUGAUAAGCCCGACCAGAUAACAUGGAUGGUGAAGAAUUUGCAAUGACGAGAGCAACCAUGGCUGUGUUUGUAUGGCGUGGAGACUAAAAUCCGCCGGCAUCGAGCGCGUUAUUAUUAAUAAAUCAGGCUUUGCGCAUCAGUCUCGGACUUUGCUUUCUGGAUUUCCAAUAGGAAACGUAUCCAUAGCUACGCGACUAUGGGCAGAGACGAAUGCAAAACCAUGUUGGAUGCGCUGAAUAAAGUCACGGCUUGUUACAGGCAUCUUGUCAUCGCUUUGGGCAGCACGUCGGAUUCACAAAAUCUACGAGAGGAGCUGAAAAAGACCCGCAAAAAAGCGCAGGAGCUGGCGGUGGCCAACAGGACUAAACUGACGGCUCUCCUGAAAGACAAGAGCAUCAGUAAAGAUGACCGCGCUGAAUAUGAGCGGCUCUGGGUGCUCUUCACCAGCAGCGUGGAGCUACUGGAGGUGGACAUGAAACGAUCGCUGGAAAUCGGCCAGGAUUUCCCGCUGAAAGUGCCGACGAGACAUCUCAUCCAGACCGGGAUGACCGGAAGCACCACGACCGUGGCCGCGCGAGCCAUGAGCGUCCAGAACAUGAAGUACGAAGGCGACGCGAACAUCGACACCGCCGAUCUCAAAGACCUGGAGACUGAGAUCGCGCAGGUGGACCAGAUGAUGGAGGAGAUGGAGAUGAAGGUCCAGGUGGCCCCGUGGGCCGUGGAGGCGAAACAGGAAGCAGGCGCAGAGUUAAAAUCCACAGUCAGCGUUGGAAACUCGUCUGUCGGUGUGAUUUCAAUUUGCGAGGAGGAACCCAAAGAAACGGUGGAUGGAGAAACUGAUCUGAUGAAAGUAUUCGCAGGCAUCAUUUUCACUGCUGUUUUACUGAUUGCUGGGAUUCUGGGAUAUCUUGUGAUUAAUCUUUGAAUCAAGGUGAUCUCCGGAGAUUGUGAUAUGUGUAUAAUUUUACCUUUCAGGAUGACAGUGGCUCAGGGCUUUAGAUUUUGUGUGUGAAUGUACAUGAAGGCAACAAUACAUGUAGGGAUGUAUGUGAAGGCAUAUGAUGUCUUAAUGCUCUUGGUGUGGAGAUCACAUCACCUUGCCAACAUUUAGAUGGGAAGUGUUAAUAAAAUAAAUGAGUGCUUGAAUGGAAUAGGCUACCUAAAAUAUUAUUUGUCAAUAGGGUUGCAAAAUUUCAUUAAUAUUCAAGGCUGGAAACUUUCUAUGGGAAUUUAUGGGAAUAAACUGGGAAUCUGAAAAAAAGUUGCCUAUUACAGGGAACUUAAAUGUAGUUAUAAAAAUCUUGCAUUAUAGUUUUGUCACAUGCACACAUCAUUGUGGCCACACCCUGUAUGUACUUGCAUUUUCUUUCAUAACAUCCAUAGAAAAUGUCCAUCUUUGCAUGUAUUCAAGUAAAUUACAUACAUUUGUUUAAAUCUUCCUUGUGCUGUGUGUAAGCUAGUGUGCAACAACAUUACCAUAUUUUCCGGACUAUAAGUCGCUCCAGAGUAUAACUCGCAUCAGUCAAAAAAUGCGUCAUGAAAAGGAAAAAAAACAUAUAUAAGUCGCAUUUAUUUAGAAAAUUAUUUUUCUUUUUGUGGGCAUUUUGUUUGUUAAGUCUUUCUCUGUUGUCUUUAAAGGUGCAGUGUGUAAUUUUUAGAAAGAUCUCUUGACAGAAAUGCAAAAUGAUAUACAAAACUACAUUAUCAGGGGUGUAUAAAAAACUUUUUAUAAUGAACCAUUAUGUUUUUAUUACCUUAGAACAAGACCUUUUUAACUACAUACACCGAGGGUCCCCUUACAUGGAAGUCGCCAUUUUGUGCCGCCAUGUUUCUACAGAAGCCCUUAACGGACAAACUUUUUUACUAAGUUGUCUCCGACAAUAACAUGUUUUUCUGGUGGCGGCUAUCGUAGCUUCUCUAUGCGUUUCAAAAGUGAGAAGUGAGCAGUGGACUGCGCCGUUGGUUGCAAUUCGCAACCUCACCACUAGAUGCCGCUAAAAUGUACACACUGCACCUUUAAAUUAAUGUUUCAGUUAACUCUUUUGCCGCCAGCAUUUUUUUAAAAAGUUGCCAGCCAGCGCCAGUGUUUUUCAUGAUUUUCACAAAUGUUUAAUGCCUUCCAGAAAAUGUUUUUCUUUAAAUAUAUAACAAUACAAUACACCAAAUGAAAGAACAGACCCUCUGCUUUCAAACAAAAAAAAAGUUUCAUCCUACCUUCAGUAGUUCUUUUGUAAUCAGCUUUUGAAUAUGGGUAGGUUUCUGCAAAAACACCACAUUUUGAGCAAAAAGCUGAGAUAAUUCCAUUUUUGUGACUGACUUUUCAUAGAGAUCCCAUUCAGAGCGAUCUUUAAAACAGACACAGACAUGCAGCCGCUUGCCAUAGGGAAAUACUUCCGGGUUUAAAAAGUUGCCGAAGGGCGCCACCUGGUGGAUAAUAGCGGUAUUGCGGAAAGCCGGAAAUACUCGUCAUUUUCUCUUGAUUGAUGAGAUAUCUCGUCAAUGGCGGCGAAAGAGUUAACAGUUUAAAAAAAAUCAAAUAAAUCCAGGCUUGAUGAGCGUUUCAAGAUUUUUCAGCACGGAUACAUUGCAUGCAUGUCUGCUUAUGACCAAACAAAAUGUUUAUUUAUGUUUGCAUAUGAUAUACUUUAUAUACAAUUCCCAAAAUUUCCAAAUAAUUCCCAUAAAUUCCUGUUAAGUUUCCAAUUUGAAAUAUUUCCAUGAAAAGUUUCUGGAUAUUUACCAGAAACUUUCCGCCACUUUGGAACCCUAUUUGUCAAUGUGUAUGGUUCCUUAAAGAAUCUUUAACACACAGAUACAAAAUAUGUUUUUCAGACAGUUCUUUAAAGGGAACCAAAUAAACACUAAAGUGUUUAACAGGUGUUUAGCAACAGAUCAUAAUGAGGUGUGAGAGAUUUUGUUAAGCACUAAGAAUUCACUUCUUCACUUAUAGCACAAAGUAUGUCAUGAAAAUGUAGAUUUAUUUAUGCUAUAUACGCUCCAAAUUCGUUGUUGGGGAUAUCAGUAGGCCUAAAUAAUUUGGGUUUCAUCACUGGAUGUAGACCCACAAGCUGAAGUUUACAACUUUUGUUACACUUGGCAGCAAAUGUUCCUCGGUUUAUAUAGAUAGCUCACAUAUCAUUGUAUUUUUGAAGAUUUUGGUAUCCUCUGAGGAUUUACACCAUCAGAUGAACAAGAUGUUCUUGUUGGUCCCUCAGUAAACUAUUGUUGUAUGUCUCUCAGUUCCAACACUGUUUCAUCACUGGAGAAAUAGACCUUUGGUGGUGUAUCUCUGCAUACGCACUGUAAAAAACUGUAAAACAACUUGGUUUUGUCAAUUCAACCUACUAGUUUAAGUUUUAACCUGUGAUAAGUUUAGAUAACUUAUAAAAACAAGUUGAAUUUUUUUAACUUAAUUUGUUAAAGUAACAAAAAUAUAUGUUGAUUUGACA
Paramisgurnus dabryanus is the source of this 4030-nucleotide messenger RNA. The record is from RefSeq and is a predicted model, not a curated record. Lineage: Eukaryota; Metazoa; Chordata; Actinopteri; Cypriniformes; Cobitidae.